AUGUUAAAAGGUACAAGAUAGCUUGAUUAAUCACUGUGUAACUGAUAAUGUACGAAUAGGCUAACGGGAAAAUAAAGGAAUGUAACACAAACGAUUCACAAUGAAAACUCUCUUUACCUCACCUUUCAGCUGACGCGCCGGACUCCGACAGGAAGGAUUUGUUAUCAGAGCUUGAAGUGAUGAAGACGUUAAAGCCUCAUCCGCACGUCAUCAAACUGCUUGGAUGCGUCACCGAAUCUGGUAGGUUAUUUUUUAUGUAAGCUGUCUUUAGUCACCAAUUAUGCUGCAAGUAAAGGGUCAUUCCUGUUAUUUUAAUUGUACCUUUUUCAGUCUGAGUCAAGUCUCUUUGUCCGUGAAUGACUAAAUGAAUACAUCGUUUUUUACUCAGUUCGUCUUGAUCGAGUAUGUUCCGUACGGGGAUCUCCUGGGUUACCUGAGAAAGAGCCGUGGAUUAAACGACACUUAUUUCAAAGACCCAGAUAUCAAACCACAAACAAGUCUGACGUCACAACAGUUGAUGAAGUUUUCUUGGCAAGUUGCUGAUGGAAUGAGUUACCUCUCAUCGAGAGCUGUAAGCUAAAAAAUUUGACUAUUAUGUAUUCAAAGUCUGGUUUAGACUGUCUCCAUUUUACAAAGAAAAAUUAUACGGACUAACAGUGAAGAACAUACUCAGGUCCCCUCACUUUCAGCUACGUCUUGCUUUUGCGUUUUGAUAAACCCCCUCGACAAUGGCGAUUUCAUAAAAUUUAUUUCCGGCUGGACUGAUGAGGAUUAAAAUGUAAAGACGUGAAACUGACAGAGCUCUUGUUUGGACUAAUAUAUCCUAUCCAUUUGGUGUCAAAUCUUAAAAAAUAACUUCAAAAUUUCAUGAAAUGUAACAGCAUUAGAGUAAGACAGAAAGAUCCGAACGCCUCACAACAGGUCUAUGUGACUUGCAAGGUUUUAAGCUCGUGUGAAAUGAAAUCUCACAUUGCAGAUUAUUCAUCGAGACCUUGCCGCUCGAAAUGUUCUGGUUGGAGAAAAUGAAACUUGUAAAGUGACAGACUUUGGAAUGGCAAGAGAUGUGCAAGAACAAAAUAUUUAUGAAAGGAAGACAAAGGUUUGUAUUAUAUUGGAAACAAACCUACAGUAUAGGACUGGCACGCAAUAGUAGUGGAUAAGGCACCGAAUUAACCUUUUCUUUGCGGGGGAAUUCCAUUAACUUUCAAGGGAAAACAUUAACGCCGAUGACGUCAUGCAUCUCAUUAACAUAGGAUGAUGUCAUACUUUAAAUUAAUGCCCAUGCCGUUAAGAUAGGAUGAUGUCAUAGUUUAUUUUUAGCUGGCUGACGUCAUGCAUGUCAUAUAGAUAGGAUGAUGUCAUAGUCUAUUUGUAGCUGGCAAGGAGCAAGUGACGUCAGAAUUUCCUAGAGUUGACGUCAUCAAAAAAUGUCGAGAUCAUAAUCUAUAAACAGAAAAGUGAUUUUUAUAUAAUAAGCUAUUUGCUACAGUCUUCUGAUUAGAUAUUGUUUGCUAUAGUCUUCUGAUUGGAUAUUGUAGAAACUGUCAUGUGUUCAAAAUAAAAGCGGGCAAAUUUUGAACGUCUUAUCUUUGCAGAUUAUACUAAAUUAAAAAUCUUUAAUCAUUAAACUAUUUUAACUAAAAAUCGGUUAUAAAUAAAACCAAGACACGGAGGUUAACUGAAAAAUCUUUACUUCAAAAGAAGGGAAAAGGAUAUUAAGCGGCUGCGAAAUCGUACUAAUUUGUCAGGCAAAACAUGAAAACAAGGUCGAAGCUCAGCGAAGCGAAAAACUGCCUAUCAAGCAAAAAUGUCAUUUUUUGUUUACUUGACUCUGUAGAAAGUAUUGCACAGGGUAUAAAAAUUCUAUAGAAAACAACAGGUGGUUCUAAAGUAAACCCUAGCUCUUUUGGUUCUUAAAGAAACCACCUUCUUGUUCCUAAUGAGUGGAAAGUCUAUUUAUAAAAAUAGGAAUAAGAGGUGUGAUCGCCUGGCAACACAUGCGUUCUUGUUUAGCGCUAAAAAUCGGAUAUAUAAACAAAACACACACACACACAUACACAGAGUGGAGCUGAAAACUCUCUAUUUCAAUUUUGACUCACCAUUACGAAAGCGUUUUCUCCGUUCUGUCUUGAGGAAACGACUAACUAUUGAAAUCUCGGCGCCUGAUGAGCUUAUGGUCGCCGUUAGUCAGUUAAUUAUGCGGGUUGAAUAUAAAUUAGUUCAUCUCUACAGCUAGACCCAACGGAGCACCUUGACUUAUUAUUGUAAAAGCACAAACAAUUAAUAACUUAACAAGGAUCAAUUAAAACAUGCGAUUAAUAAAUUGACAAGACACGAGAUACAGUUUUAAGAACUUUAUUGAAGACCAUUGACAAAAAGAGUCAAAUAAACAGCGAUUUGGAAGGAAUGGAAAUUAUAACUUGAGCCCGGUUUUCAGAACGUCUGUUAAAAGGAAAGUAGGAAUAAGAGAAGCGAUCACCUAGCAACGCGAGAAACGGCUUCCUAUAUCUUAUUUAGUGCUAAAACUCGGAUAUAUAAACAAAACACAUACAGAAAGUGGAGUUGAAAAGUCUUUAUUUCAAUUUAGUUUGUACGAGGUCUUCUUAUUUAGCUCUAAAACUCGGAUAUAUAUAACCAAAACACAUAUACACAAAGGGGAGCUGAAAACUCUCUAUUUCAAUUUUGUCUGACUAUUACAGAACCGUUUUCUCCGUUCUAUCUCGAGGAAAUGAAAGUCUUGAUAUUUUCACGCACGGUUAAUCAGUUAAUUAUGCGAGUUCACAAGCCGAAAGUUGAAUACAAAUUAGCUCUACAGGAAAAACCUCAAGGGAGCAACCUUGACGUAUUAUUAUAAAACAAAUAACUUAACAAGGAUCAAUUAAAACACGCGACUCAUAAUUGCUAGCAAUAAAAUCAGACACGAGACACCGUUUAAAACAAAGAGAGUCAAAUACACAGUGAUUUGAAAGAAAUCUAUUAAAAUAGUCAAAGAAAGCAAGCCAUCCUUUUUUUUUUACAUUGCGCACAAUGUUAAUUGUUUGUGCUUUUACAUUAAUAAGUCAAGGUGCUCCCUUGGGUCUAGCUGUAGAGAUGAACUAAUUUAUAUUCAACCCGCAUAAUUAACUGACUAAGGGCGACCAUAAGCUCAUCAGGCGCCGAGAUUUCAAUAGUUAGUCGUUUCCUCGAGAUAGAAAGGAGAAAACGCUUUCGUAAUGGUGAGUCAAAAUUGAAAUAGAGAGUUUUCAGCUCCACUCUGUGUAUGUGUGUGUGUGUGUUUUGUUUAUAUAUCCGAUUUUUAGCGCUAAACAAGAACGCAUGUGUUGCCAGGCGAUCACACCUCUUCAGUAUUCCUAUUUUUAUAAAUAGACUUUCCAAUCAUUAGGAACAAGAAUGGGGUUUAUUUAAGAACCAAAAGAGCUAGGGUUUACUUUAGAACCACCUGUUGUUUUCUAUAGAAUUUUUAUACCCUGUGCAAUACUUUCUACAGAGUCAAGUAAACAAAAAAUGACAUUUUUGCUUGAUAGGCAGUUUUUCGCUUCGCUGAGCUUCGACCUCGUUUUCAUGUUUUGCCUGAAAAAUUAGUACGAUUUCGGAUUCGCUUAAUAUCCUUUUCCCUUCUUUUGAAGUAAAGAUUUUUCGGUUAACCUCCGUGCCUUGGUUUUGUUUAUAACCGAUUUUUAGUUAAAAUAAUUUAAUGAUUAAAGAUUUUUAAUUUAGUAUAAUCUGCAAAGAUAAGACGUUCAAAAUUUGCCCGCUUUUAUUUUGAACACAUGACAGUUUCUACAAUAUCCAAUCAGAAGACUAUAGCAAACAAUAUCUAAUCAGAAGACUGUCGGAAAUAGCUAAUUAUAUAAAAAUCACUUUUCUGUUUAUAGAUUAUGAUCUCAACAUUUUUUGAUGACGUCAACUCUAGGAAAUUCUGACGUCACUUGCUCCUUGCCAGCUACAAAUAAACUAUGACAUCAUCCUAUCUAUAUGACAUGCAUGACGUCAGCCAGCUAAAAAUAAACUAUGACAUCAUCCUAUCUUAACAGCACAUUACAACUUCACGCCGAUUUAAGUGUGUACCCCAAAUUUUGGGGUUAUCAAGUAUUCAUAUAUUCAGGCUAUUGUUCUUGCCAUUGUCGAUUACCUUCCGAAGAAUCCACGAGCGGAAUUCCUUUGAUUUAGGUGCGAUAUGUCUCUUUUGUUUCCAAUUUUGUUGCUUGAUUGACUUUUUAAUCCCCAUUGUUACCUGAUGAGUAUUAAAUUUAUCCAUUAAAAUACUCGGACUUGCCUGUUAAAUUUGCUGGGGUCUGUGGGAACGCUUACAAGUCUUUUAAGUGUGGCCGACAACUCUGGUUGCAUAACAUAUUUUCGGUCACGUACCGUAUUACAAACGAAACAAGCCUGAUAAAUUUGAAGUUGAUGAAAGCUUAUAAAUACCUGGUCUCCUAUGGUAUUUUUUUUAUUAAAUACUCCCUUGCCUUGAAAAUAAUUUGGCGUUUAAAGAAUUGCUGCGGAAGGUAUUUAUUAGAACGUUUUAUUCAUUCAGUAUUAUCAAAACCUGCGCUCUGCAAUCAAGAGCGAACAACUCUCUUCAAAAUGUAAACAACGCAAGCGGUGAAUGCAUUUAACGGGAUGACACAGAUUUAUCAGCGUGUAAUUUCACUUUUUUGGACGUUUUCGCUUGCCUUUCAGUUUUUUUGUUGAAAAAAACCUUGCGUUUCAGUUACGUGACUGCAGGGCCCGAAAUUAAUAAACCGCGUAUUGUCAGUUCACCGAUUUGCAUGACAACUUUAUUCGCGGAGCUAAUCGAAUGAGACAGGAACUAUCUAAAACUGUAAUCGACAGAUCAAAACUUGCGGAAUUCAUAAUUCCUCGAAAUAAUCUCGCAGAAACGCUUGUAUAGUUUGAUUUCUCUCGGCCGGCCGGAUUUUAGUAGGCGAUAGGCGAGAAAAAAUGCUUCAGCGGCUUGCUUUGUACUUCGAAACUUCGGCAAGAAAAAAAAUCCAAUCUCGGUCCACAGUGGUCGAAAUUUCUCGUUCAAGAUCUCUUUUUGAAGCUGUCAAAACUCUCCUUUUUGAAAAAUACGUACCCAAGUCGAAGAAGUUUUGCGAAAGACUUAAAUCCAUAAACUUCUACCGCGAUAUGUGCGAUAAUUCUCUGCAGUUUUAUUGACACAUUUAGAACAAAAGGAUACCUUUAAAACUUCGUGGCCCUGGGCAGCUUAAUUAAGCCAUUGUUCAAUUCCUUUGAAUUCGCUUCUGAGUCUUCCGCCAUAAAAUCUCACCUUCUUUGAACCGAGUCAAAACGAGCGCUCUCGAAGGAAAAGUCCGGAGGAAUAAACUGAGCCUUCAGGAUACAAAAUCCAGCGGUUAUGCCCAUUUCUGAAAUACACACUUAAAUCGGCGUGAAGUUGUAAUGCAUGCGUGACGUCAUGGGCAUUAAUUUAAAUUAUGACAUCAUCCUAUCUUAAUGAGAUGCAUGACGUCAUCGGCGUUAAUGUAUUCCCCCUAAAGUUAAUGGGAUUCUCCCGCAAAGAAAAGGUUAAUUCGGUGCCUUAUCUACUACUCGCAAUCCUUUCCAUUACCUGCGGAGGAAAAUACGUAAAGUUUUGUUAAUUAUGUCGUUGCUUUCUAGGUUUCAUGCUUUAAGAGUUGCUCCCAAAACUAUAGGCCACGAAGUUAAGGCAGUAUGUGUAAAGUUGAUAAAACAUUUGACAAUCCUAAAAAAGCAUAAGAGAGACUAUUUUGCCCGUCACCAAAACAUGGGAUUAGAUUCCAUACUUCAGGUGUAUAAGCAUAAAUUUUUAAUUCAGCUGCAUAUAAAAGAGAUCUAGAAUUGCUAACUUUAUACCUGAUAAAAGUCUUAGAGAACGGCUAAGUUGCAGUGAAACUUUGUUGGGUUUUGUUCUUCCACACAAAGACAGGAAGAAAGUGUUAAAAAGAAAGCUGCGUGUAAGUUGCUGCAAAAAUAAAACUCAGGCUUCGUUGAUUAUUUUAAAAAUUUUAAGAUGGCCUUCUGACCUUUUAUUUCGGAGGAUAUUUAUCUACUGACCUUCUUUUUUGCUAAGAUGCAGGGAAGCAAGGAGGUACAUUACUUUUUCAUCAUCUUUCACUUCCUCCUGCUUUUUGCCAAUACGCUAUUGCAUGUUCGUCGUCCAUUUGUCUUAUGGUCAUUAACUUUGUUCAUAUGUAGGGUCGUUUACCAGUGAAGUGGACGGCAUAUGAAGCCCUGCUUUACGGACGAUACACCACCAAGAGCGACGUGUAAGAAAACUUUCUAUAUAUGCAUUAAUAAUUUGGUAUUUGCAGAACAGAAGCUCAUCAUCGCGUCACGUGAGAAGAAGGAAGCAUGCAACACGGUUAAUGUCACUGGGUUAACCAGCGUUAAUGACGCCAAACUAUCCCUCUCUCAUCUCUAAACUAGAAUUGAAAAAAAUGUGUAUUUCGUGUAAAAAAAACCGCAGAACCUUUUUAUUUUUAUUUAUUUAAAAUGUAACUGCAGGUGUGUCUUUUUGUUUUCAUAGGUGGAGCUAUGGAGUCUUGCUUUACGGGAUAUUUACAAUUGGUAAGGUCCUAUAGCUAUUAACUUACUGUGGUUUUCGAAGUUUUUGUUAAAACAUAGAGAAUGUUCCGAAAGAAGAAAAGUGUUACGUUUUAACACACUUUAGAGCUCAAGAAUGCAUAUAUUAUUAGUAUAUAUUUGUGUUUUCCACGCAUAUUGCCAUCGAUAACUUGCUGCCGACGUUAAAACCCCCAGCAGUGCCAAAUGUGAUAAUGGCGAGCAACAAGAGCGCUGACCUCAUAAAUGUCAUAAACAAAAAUCGGGAGUUGGCUGCUUUGCAUGACGGGACGCUGCUUUCUAAACCCAAGGAUUUUGAAAGCCUUUCUUUUAACACAUAUUCGUGACGUUGAGUCAGAUCACUGCUCAAGUAGUUAGUGGUUUAUCUCUGUGUUACGCGGUAAUCUUUUAGAGGACGGGUAGCUUGCAAACCAAACUGAACGCAGGGUUGUCGGAACAGGAACAAGAUUUAUUUCAAAAAUGAACGUAGUUUCCACGAACUAGAACUCAACAACAGCACUUAACUCGUUAAACUUACACGGCCUCCGCCAAUUUCAAUUAACUUGAUAAACUUCCACGGCCUCCGCCAACUUGAAUAAACACUGCUUUCGUCACACUUGACUAAACACGGCCAACGUCAAACUCUCUUCGCUUGUGAAAACUAGUUAAAACUUCGCUCGGACUCGCCUACUUAUAUACUUUUACAAUAAGAUUCUAGAACUUUCCAGUCUAAUUAUAGAAGGAUUACAAAAUAUACCGCUUUAGAAACGCUUACACAAGAUCCUAAAAUAAACAAACUAUAAACUCUCGCGAAGCUUCUAGAAAGUCACGCUAGUCACUCAUUACAAUUUUUCGUAACACUCUGGAAAAUGGUUUAUUGGCUAUAACUUCGGUAAAGAUGAUGGCGCUGAAUCAAAAUUUGGCACACAUAGAGCUCAUCGCCUUUAACAUUUUAUAGCAUAAAUAAUCAGUGUUAAUCAGUCACGUGAUAUAUGACGUCAUCAUUUUACGAAAACCGUAAAUUAUUGACCAGUUGGUGGCCGGUUUAAGAGAAGAAAUCGAGCAAUACCAUCUUUCUUAUUCUUAUUAAAUAUUUCUAACACUUCACGUUUGGAAUGACCGUCCAGGACACUUCAAGAAAAAUGAUGAGAAAAACAUCAUUUUUAAUGUCCAAAUUUAAUCUUCAAUUAUUAAAAACUUGAAUUUUGAACUUUGCACACGUUCAUUCCAAAGGUAGAAAGUUAGGCAUGUUUAUCCUCUUUCAAAGUAAAUUCCCAAACAAUUCGCCAAUUUCCCGCCGAUUCCCCACCAAAUGGCCAAUUUCCAUAUUUAAACGUUCAGACACAAGAACACCCCAAGAUUUACUUUUGGGGAAAAAUUGUUUUGUUCUAGGUCUCCUAGCGAGAGAUAUUGCCAAUCAUUCAUUCGAACACACCUUUGACCCAGGCCUUAAACACCUUGAGUGAAAGAUUGACUUGUUGAGAAGCUUUUUCACAUUACCUUCUGGUUGAAGUGUUUGACAUCCAGUGAGACAAGUGUCUGUCGCUACAGUGCCGAAGUUCGCUGAUAAUUUAAUACUGUCACCUUAUCACAGCAAGUAUUUACACCAUGACUUACAUUGACGGCAGCUUUUAGUUCCCAUGGUGCCCAAAUGAGGCAGAUAAAGAGGCGGGUGUGUAAAUAAAUUGUCCUUACAGCCACUUACAGUUAGUUCCUUCAAUUUUGAGUAAAAACAACAACGACAGCAACAAAUUUUGGGAGAACUCAUGCCUUGUAGUAAAGUAUUGUAACAGCUGGUCACUUUCUCCUUUUUAGGGGGUUCUCCAUAUCCACGAAUGGAUGGCAGGAAGAUUGUAAGCCUACUUCAGGACGGAUACAGGAUGCCUAAACCACGACAUGUUGAUGAUGAACUGUAAGUAAUUCUGUGUCCGCUUCAUGGGUUUCGAAACGUUUUAUUCCUAUACUGAGUACCUCUCCCCAUACUAUUAAUAUCUAAUAGGAUCCUUAAGGAUCCUACGAGGUUUUUCACCAGAGAUGGUUUUGGGAGUCGAAACGCCAGAAUACUGAGGUCACAAUUUCCAUGUCACAGUUGUAGGUACUAGUCGUGUUCCGGCAAAAGUAUCUUCUAGCCCUGACCACUAUUAGCUUUUAAGGUCUGGUAUUUCUUCGAGAGAAAAUUUAGUGAUGAACAUCAAGCCAAACUCCCGAAAAAGUUGGACUUAAAGUUAACUGCAAACUCUUAUUGAAAAUGUCAAUCAAGAUGACGAAUAUACUUUUCUGAAACUCCUUUUACUCUAAUAGGCCACUUCCGAGGUCCAAAAACUCUCGCUUUCAAAACGAGACUAAGUGCAAAGGUUUAACUGGUAUGGACCGAAAGAAUUGUUGCUCAACAUACCAUGCAUAAUUUUUGUGUUGUGACAGGUACAAAAUAAUGAAACCGUGCUGGCUGGAAGACCCUGAUGCAAGACCUUCUUUUUCUGAACUGACAAUGAAGCUGAAAAAGAUGGAAAACCAACAUAAGGUACGCUUUAAACAAGAAACGUCCUGGACAAUUUUGAGUCUCCCUCAGUUGUCCUCCUUCAAAUUUUUUCACUUUCAUUAGCUGCAAACCUAGACUGGUUUAUAGGCGGGGUAGCCUUAUAGGUUCUGUCUUCAAAACGUUCUCGUUAUGCUUCGUUGGCAGUCAACUACGAGCUCUCGCCAUGCCUGUUUCUUAUAACUAAAGUGAAGAAAUAGAAUUGUUAACUGCAUGGAUUGUUUUGUCAGUUACGCGAACAAGCUUGUUAAAUUAUGGUCUGUUUUUUCUUUUUUAUUUGCAGGGGCUAAUAAACAUGAAAUUGUAUGAUAAACAGCUAUAUGCAAACCUAGAAGACUUGACAGUGUAA
This is a messenger RNA of Porites lobata, 9431 nucleotides long. NCBI's taxonomy places the organism in Eukaryota, Metazoa, Cnidaria, Anthozoa, Scleractinia, Poritidae. The record is from the annotation of a GenBank genome assembly.